Molecule: messenger RNA, 912 nt
Organism: Eremothecium gossypii ATCC 10895
Lineage: Eukaryota; Fungi; Ascomycota; Saccharomycetes; Saccharomycetales; Saccharomycetaceae
Gene: BUG1
Product: Bug1p
Exons: 1
Coding region: 1-912 (303 amino acids)
Source: RefSeq, marked provisional
AUGUCGGGCGAAGAUAGGGACCAAAAGAUAGAGGAUGCUCGGAGGAGAGUGGAGGAGCUGAAGAAGAAGAAGAAGAAGGCGAAGAAGAAGAAGGCGGCUGCCGAUGUUGACGAAUCCGCGACCGAGGGCGCAGCCCCAGACACAGACGACGCAGACCAGCCCGCGAUCGCUGAAGAGGCGACACCAGCUGCAGAGGGCGGCGCGGGAGCCGAGAAACCCACUGUGGACAACGCAUCGGUGCCAGCCGCGGCUGGCACCGCUCCUGGUGCAGGUACUGAGCAGACGGCAGUAGAACCUGCCGCCGUGGAGACAGACACGGCGUCCGGUUCCACGCCCGCACCAGGGACCAGCCUGGCCGACAAUGCAGCUCCCGUAACAAGCUCUGCCGCGGAAGAGCUGUUCGGCGAGGAGGAAGGGGCCGACGACUUCAUGACGACUCUGAAUGAGAAGGAGGAAACGAACGAGAAGGAAGAAACGAACGAGCUCGAGGCCUGCAAGCUGCAGGUAGUCGAGCUACAGGCGCAGAUCAAGCAGCUAAAGUUCCAGAACAUGGAACAGGAGACGGCGAUGGAGGAGCUGCAGGAGCAGGUGGGCAACCUGACGCGGGAGCUGGAGGCCAGCCGCGCGCAGCUGUCUGCGACGCAGCGCGAGCUGAGUGAGGCACUUGCCGCGCGGAACUCCUUGCCGCAGAGCCCCGCGCCCGCCCGUCUGCUACAGCAGCAGUCCCUCUCGCAACAGCAGUCCCUCUCGCCGCGGCAGUCUUUCUCUCAACAGCAGUCCCUCUCGCCGCGGCAGUCCCGCGACCUGCCGCAGCCUCGCACGGAUGCCGAGCAGAUGGAGAAGUGGCGCCACUGGAACGUGGACAUGACAGGCUGGCGCUCCAUAGGAACCGGCCCGGUCAUAGACUUCUAG